AUGGAGGAAGCCAGCGUCAACAUCUUUGUCACUGUUCAGAAGAUCUACUACCCUUCACUUUGCAUCAUGGGUAUUCCAGCCAACCUCUUCACAUUCUAUAUGGUUUGCUUCCGUAACUGUGGGAUGUCCCACACAGCAACCAUUUACCUGAGCUGUCUGGCCAUUGUGGACACCUUCUACCUGGUGUGGGUGAUCCUUCUUGACCUGACCCUCACCUUUUGGCUACUGCGGCCCUUCUGGCAUUCCCAACCCUGGUGUGGCAUCCUGGGAUUCCUGCAGUAUGGAUCACUGUGCAGCUCCUCUUGGAUAGUGGUGAUAUUCACCAUCGAGCGCUACCUUGUCCUCCGCAGCACAGUAGCCAAGCAGCACUUCUCCCAGCCCUGGGUCACUAAACUGACCUGUAUUGCUGUUGUCCUCGUGUCACAUCUUGUCUCUGUGCCACUGGGCUGGAUCAAUAAUGUCACACCUGUUUCCUCCCUUGUGGACGGGGAGAAUGUGACACAGCCCAGGUGUCAUUACCGCGAUGAGACCUACACUACUGUUAUAGUGUGGAUAACCACCUUCCUCUCUGGAGGAAUACCCAUUGUCCUGGUCAUUAUCUUCAACUACCUCAUAGGAUAUCAUCUUUGCCGUGCCAGCAACCUCUUCACCAAGGAGGAGCGCCGCGUCAUGCAUGGGAGGAGCACCAGAGGCAUGUUGAGGAGGACCAUUCUGCUGCUGGGCACUGUUUCUGUGACCUUUGUUGUUCUCAGCCUUCCUCGUUUUGUCACAUACUGCAUCCUUAGAACCAAGUACAACAACGAGUACUUUGACAGGGACGACUACAGAAUCCCAAUCAAUGUGGCCGGAGACUUAGCCAACAUGCUGCAGAACCUUAACUCCACCACCAACUUCCUGCUCUACUGUAUGGUCAGCCGGCGCUUUCGACGGGAGCUGGUCCAGGUGGUGACUUGUAAGGCAAAGGCACGUGAGCUGGGCUCUUUUCUCACCCAUACUACCAUGAGAGUUUUCUCAGUGAUGGAUCAUAAGGCGUCACCAUCCAACAACCCUGUGACUGUGAAGCUUACUAAUCUCAAACAGACAGAGUAGAAAGGAACCAGAAGAAAAGACAAAUAUCAUAAUGGGUAUAAUCGUUGGAGCCUAAAGGUUUAGCCUUGACCUUGGACGUGUAAUUUUACAG
Hippoglossus stenolepis (Pacific halibut) is the source of this 1180-nucleotide messenger RNA. Its product is annotated as probable G-protein coupled receptor 139. Gene Ontology annotation, biological process: G protein-coupled receptor signaling pathway. Gene Ontology annotation, molecular function: G protein-coupled receptor activity. The transcript has 2 exons. The record is from RefSeq and is a predicted model, not a curated record. Lineage: Eukaryota; Metazoa; Chordata; Actinopteri; Pleuronectiformes; Pleuronectidae. Bases 1 to 1089 code for a protein of 362 amino acids. Gene Ontology annotation, cellular component: membrane.